Molecule: messenger RNA, 3654 nt
Organism: Perca fluviatilis (European perch)
Lineage: Eukaryota; Metazoa; Chordata; Actinopteri; Perciformes; Percidae
Gene: ofd1
Product: OFD1 centriole and centriolar satellite protein
Exons: 23
Coding region: 194-3475 (1093 amino acids)
Biological process (GO): epithelial cilium movement involved in determination of left/right asymmetry
Cellular component (GO): ciliary basal body; centrosome
Molecular function (GO): protein binding
Source: RefSeq, a predicted model, not a curated record
AUUUCCGUUGACAGAUUUAAAUGGUUCCAUGGUUGAGGCACACCUCCUCGAAAGGGACGCUAAGACUGGUCGUUAGGCUGGUAGCUAGAGACUAUUCUCUUUUUUGAGAUGCCUAUUGUAUCAGGUGUUAAGAAGACACAGUAAUAACAGUCCAACACCAGUUUUAGGACCUACAAAACAACACUUGGCAGUUAUGUCCUCGGCCAAGGAAGACACGUUAUCUCCAGAUGAGCUUAGGAAAAGACUCUAUCAAACUUUUAAAAACAAAGGAGUGCUAGAUACACUCAAAACACAGAUGCGGAAUCAACUUAUCCAGGAGUUAAAACACCCACCUUUGACUGGAGGAGAACCAGUCCCCAGACCAGUAACUGUGAAAUUUGAACCUCUUUUGGUCUCAGCCUGUAACAGCAUAGUGUCUGAUCAUCUCCGCACCUCAGGUUAUGAGUACACCCUAUCUGUAUUCUACCCUGAAAGUGGCCUGUGCAAAGACAGGGUUUUCACAAAAGGAGACCUUCUUCAGCUUCUUAAAAUUGACCCUGAAUCAGCCCUUUACAGAUCCCUGUCUUCAAACAAAGAUAACAAUGAUAAAGCAGGGUUCCUGAUCAGCCUUUUAACACAGCUAACGCACCAUUAUACUCACGGCCUGUGCCAUGAUGCUGACACUCAGACAACCGGCACAGCAAGUUACGGAGAGUCUCUUGUUGAGAAGAUGAAAAUGAUUGAUAAGGAAUAUGAGAGCUUCAAUUACAGUGGGGAAAAAUGGUUUUCUUUCCAAUCCAAACUGGCUGCCCAUAGAAAAGAAAUUGAAGCACAGAUGCAAGCAGAAAUGAACACAAAGAUGCAACAUUUUAAAGAUGUUGAAAUCGCCAAGGUGAGGAUGGAAGAAAAAGCAAAUUUUCAUAAAGAAUUUGGUAAGCUAAAGCAGGAGCUGGAGAGGACUUACGAGAUGAAGGCAAAGGCGUUGAUGGCGCGGGAGAAAAAUGCCAUUGAGCGACUACAAAAACAACAAGAGAUUGAAGAAAAAAAUGUGUAUAUGCAGAGACAAUCGGUCCUGAAAGAAAUUGAAACAGUGCGGAACAGAGAGAAUGAGCUGAGGAUGAGAAUCGAGGCUUUUGAAAAGACUUGUCAAAUUCAUGAGGAGAAGGUCAAGACCACUGAAGAGCUGCAGAGGAGGCGAGAACUGGCAGUUAAGACGAUGGAGGACACGCACGACCAAAGGCUGAAGAAUGAACUUUCCCGGUAUCAGCUUGAGUUAAAGGAUAGCUUUAUCAAGAGAACAGAAAAACUCACAGAGAAUGAGAACCAAAACAAAAUGGAAACUGUUCGUAUCCAAAAGGAGUCAGCUGUAAUUAAUGCCAAAUUAGAGGAGCACAGCAGAGCAUGUUCAGAGCUGAGACGGCUGCAGGUUGAGCUGGACACAGCACAGCAGCAGAUUUCUCUGAUGACUCAACAGAAGGAGCUGUUAAGGGAACGACUGGAGACCAUGAGUGACUACCCCAGCUUGAAAAGAGAGAAAGCAGAGCUGCAAGGCCAGCUGCGGCUGCUAAAGAAACAGCUGGAGGAGGCCCAAGAGGAGAACCGGCUUCUCCGUGCUGAUUUGGGCCAGCCGUCCAAGGAGCAGCUGGUGUUGCAGAUGGAGCUACGGAGGCUGCAGAGCGCUCGCAGACUGGAUGAGGAAGAGUUUGACAACCAGAAACAGGUGUUGCAGGCACAGCUCCAGAGUGAGGUGGAGCGGUGUGCUCAGCUAAAGGCUCAGUUGGCAAAGUGUGAGGAGAGGUCACAGUGGAUGACUAACCACAUUGAGGAAAUAAAGUUACAGCUUCGCCAUACUCAACAAGCUCUUGAAAAUGAAGUGCUGCGUAACCCCAAGCCCUCUCUUGUCGAUCGCUCAAUACUGGAGCUGAACGCUGACAAACUGGUUCCCCCUGACAUCUAUGUGGACAGAGCUCUGCUGAGGGCCAGGGUGGGUUAUGAUGAUGUUUGUGAAGCAGGUGGGCCCAUGCGAGGACACAAGUCGCCUUGGAAUGACUCUCCAGACUCCGACAUGGAGCUGGUAGCUGAGGCCAAGGCUCGGAUUCAGGAGCUGCAGGAGGAGGCUGAGACCUUAGAGGAAGCCUACAGGAACUACCAGCAGAGGGCAGUGCGCUCCACCAUCUCACACAUGCUUCCCCCAAGACCUCUUUCCCCACAACAAGCACAUCCUUCACAUCGUCCCGACUCUCCCCUGAGAAAACAAGUUUCUCACCAUUCACACACCCACUCCCCCCUCAAAUCAAAGGUCUCGCACAGGCCACCGUCUCCACAAACUACCAGAACCCCCUCCUAUGCACCCUAUGACACCAGAAACACUGUACCACCUUCACAACCAAGAGUGACCUUUUUAGAAGACCAUAGCCAACCCCAGUCCACAGCUUUCACUGACCACAGUCUCCAUUUGGUGACUGAAUCUCUGUUUAUAAGAGAUGGACACCCCCAGGAUGCAAGCAGCCCUCCACCCAGACGUCUGUCCUCCACAUCGCACUCCUCCAGGAAAAAGCAUCAAAGAGAGAUUGCCGAAGAUCAUAAUCUUUCUCCUAUGAGGAUAUUUCCUAACAUGAAGUCUUUGCAUCUGAUAGAAGCCGUUGCGUCUCCGAUUGCGUUCCCAGAGUUGUCGUUUGACAGACGGCUCCCUCGUGACCCCCGCGACGAGGUGGAGACCUCCGGUGACUUUUCCUCUGAGCUCAGUCCCCCUCGCAGUCCUCAGCUCAAGAGCACAGCACGAGACCAGUCCAGUCCACCAAAGCUGCACCCUGUGUUCUCCAGCUCGGAUUCUUCCCCACAGCCUGAGAAAAUAAGCCUAGAAGAUCUCACAGGGAUUUUGUCAGAGCCCGGCCACAUUCCAGAGCUUCUCCUGGACACUGCCGUCCCUCUCUCUGAGGAGGCCCCUGACGGCCCCGCUGUCCCCCGCCCACAGGACCUCCCAGAAGACCCGAUAGACUUGCAGGGCCAGUCGGAAGUCCCACAAGCCUCAGGUGAAUCUCCUAGGGAAGAAGAUGAAGAGGAUGAGGAGCAGAGGUGGGAAAGAGAGCGAAAGGAAAGACUAGAACAAAGGCAGAGGGAUCAAGAAGAAGCCAGAGAGAGGGAGCUGCAGGAACUUGAAAGACUGGAGAAAGAGAUGCUUUUGCAAGAGAUGGAGCAACCAGAACAGAGAGGAGAAGAAGAAGAAGUAGAAGAAGAAGAAACUAGAAUUAAGAAAGGAGCAGAUGAAGAGCAGAAGCGAGAGGCAGAUAAUGAUGGGAACGAGUCCAAAGGUGAAAAUCCAUUGGAGAAAUACAUGAAGAUGGUCCUGGAAGCCAGAGAGAAGCAGCAUGCACAGAGCCCUGGAAGAGAAGAAGUAGGACAUACGAGCCCAGAGGCCAAGAGUUUGUCUGAGGAGAAAGACGACAGCAUUGCAGCAUUUUCACACAAGGAUGAGGAGGAUGAUGAUUUCUGGUGAGCUGGUUGUUCCAGGCUGCCAUCGUGAACGGAUGAAUUAGCCUCUGUAUUCUUGGACAGUUUGUAACAACCCUGAAGCAUUGAUUGUUUUAUAUUUUUAGAUGUUGCUUUUCAGUAUGUAUAUUUGGCAGCAUUUUUACAUUAACUGCAUACGUUUUGAAUAAAUCAUAUUGGAUAUUU